UCACCCUAAUUUACAAUGGCGUUUCUCCUCAUUCAGGCCUGCAGCCCUGGCCUGGCACACGAGUGUGAUGGGAACUCCUAUCUGAACAGUAUCUGUUAUCAGUUCAACAGCCAGCUCCAGAUCACCUCGAACUUCACACCUGCCUUCCAAGAAUGUACUAAGAAAAUAGUGGACCUCGUUUUCCUCUUUGACGGAUCAGCAAGCAUGACAACGGAAGAAUUUGAUAAGAACAAAGGUUUCAUAAACAAUAUCAUGACAACCCUAAAAAACUCCUCAAUUAAGUUCGCAGCGGUUCAGUUCUCAACAAACACCAGGACAGUUUUCAACUUCAGAGACUACCAAGAGGGGAGAGCCUUGACUAAACUUUGGAAAGAAGAGCACAUGGCUCAUAUAACCAACACACAUAAGGCAAUAGACUUUGUCUUGAAAAACAUUUUUGAAAACCAAGCUGCCGGCGCCACCGCAGAUGCAACUAAAGUACUGGUCAUAAUAACAGAUGGAAAUCCCAGCGAUACUGAUAAAAGGCUCAACUCUAUCAAAAGAAGUGAUGAGAAAAACAUCAUCCGCUUUGUCAUCGGGGUCAAGAACGUUGAUUUGAGGAAACUCAAGUCCCUGGCAUCAGAGCCAAAAGAAAACAACACUUUCCUCAUCCAGGACUACAACGGACUAAAAGGAAUCCUAGACAACUUUCAAAAAAAGAUCUUCAACAUUGAAGGUUCCAAGACUGCUCUGGCUGGAAACUUGACUAAAGAAAUGUCUCAGAGUGGGUUCAGUGCUGUCUACGUUAACAAGGACACCUUGGUUCUGGGCUCAGUGGGAUCAAACAACUGGCGUGGAUCUCUUGAGACUGAGGGUCUGAGAUCAGAGGAAAGGGAAAUUCAGGACCCCACAUUGGACAAAGAUUCCUAUAUGGGAUACUCUGUAGCUGUUGGGAAGAAGAAUGAGAACCUUCUAUAUUUUACCGGAGCACCAAGAUCUGAACACAUGGGACGGAUCCUACUUUUUAACAAGGUUAACAACAACUGGACUGUGGCACAAAGCUUGCCUGGAGAACAGAUGGGCUCCUACUUCGGUGCAGAGCUGUGUUCUGUGGACAUAGACUCAGACGGCAACACAGACUUCCUCCUGGUGGGUGCACCAAUGUUUCACCAACUUCCGAGAGAGGGCAGGAUCUACGUCUACACACUGACUGAUAAGCUGGAACUGAGGAUGGAGAUGAAUGUUUCAGUGCCAUCUCAGGGUAGAUUCGGCUCCUCCAUCUGCUCUCUCACAGACCUGAAUGGAGAUGGGCUGAAGGAUGUAGCUGUGGGCGCUCCACUUGAGGACGAUCACAGGGGGGCCGUGUACAUCUACCUGGGUGAAAAGCUAAAGGGGAUCCGCCCUGAAUUCAGCCAGCGCAUCUCAGCUGUGAUGAUGAGAUCUAAGCUCCAGUUCUUUGGCCAGACAAUUGAUGGGAAAAUGGACCUGGGUGAGGAUGGACUGACUGAUAUCGUAGUAGGAGCGCGUGGUGCAGUUGUUGUCUUGAGGUCCAGACCGGUCCUCAGCGUCUCUGCUCAUCUCCACUUCUAUCCCGCGGAGAUCAGCACUGAUAGAUUUGACUGUCUGGCAAAAGAGAUCAUUUCCCCCAUGAUCACGUUAACAGCCUGCUUUAACAUGGCAGAGGCAACAAAGAGUAAAGCUGAGGUGCUGAGUGCAGGGAUGAACGUCUCCUACUCGCUGGAUGUGGAUCCAGUGAGACAGAGGAGCCGAGCCUUUUACAGUGACACGAACAAAGGGGCCAGAAGACUUCUCUCUACAGUGGAGCUGAGAAAGGAGCGGACUUGCUUCAACCACUCAGUCUACAUGACACAAUGCGUGAUCGACACAUUAUCGCCCAUAAUCAUCCAACUACUUUUUUCUCAAUCUGAAAGCCAACAAGAGGGUCUUACUGCCAUUCUGAAUACUGACAGUCCUACACAGGCUGUGGUCGAGGUGCCCUUUGAAAAGAACUGCAAAGAAAAUGAAACCUGUGUGGCAGAGCUUGAGGUGGACUUCAACUUUAUCACAUCAACUUUAUUAGUGGUGGACCAGAGUUACUUCAACGUGACUAUAAGACUGUCCAAUCACGGGGAUGACUCAUUCAACACCAGUCUAACUCUUCUCUACCCUCCUGGCCUCUCAUUCUCCAUGAUGCAUCUUCUGAAGUCUACAAGGAGAACGGUGUUCAGCUGUGGUGGUCUGGAAGGUGAAAUGGACAGAACUACAUGCAGUGUCAGCCUCCCUGUCUACCGUAGUAAAACCACAGCAGUGUUCACCAGUAAAUUCCAUAUUUUGAAUACGUACGACUGGAAGGACACAAUGGAGAUGACCGUCAUCGGACUGAGUGACAACGGAAACUCAACCAAUAGUUCCCUUACCAGGACCAUCCCUGUUCAAUUUGCAGUUGACCUGGUAGCAAAAGCCCUUCCCCAAGACUCCACCACUUACAUGAACUGUACUCUGGAGGAUACAUCACCUAAAAGACUGGUGAAUGUAUAUGAGGUGGAGAACUUGGGAUUUAAGUCUGUACCCAUCACAGUCACCUUCACUUUCCCAACUAAGCUUGAGCACAAAUUUGAAAUGAAGGACUACCAAAUAUCUGUCUUACAGAACCAUACUCAAUGUGGAAAGAUAAUCAAUUCAACAACAGAGUACUGCUCUCCAGAAAAAUACUGCAAGUCCAUCGAGUGUGAAAGUUUCCUUUUGGAGAAGUUUUUGACAGUUACAUUUGUGCUGUCUGGAAAUGUUUCCUUCAAGGACCUCGAUCAACAUGCAAGGAGCUUGUCAUUGCCAAAGAAAUUCACUGGGGAGAGAGAAACAGUCAAUUUCAUCAGUUUUGUCAAACUCAGCUAUGACAAAAAACGAUAUGUCCAGACAGUGAGUGACCCAAGGGAUAACUCUUCAAGCUUCCACCAAACACAGAUUGAUGUUCAGGCUGAGCUCAUCAUUCCUCCCCAUAGAAACCUGAUAAUAGGGACAGGAGUUGGAGUAGGACUCUUCCUCCUGAUCAUCAUCACAAUGUCCAUGUAUAUGCUGGGAUGUUUCAAGAGAAAAAGGCCUGUUGAUAAUGCACAGGAAGAUGAGAAAGAAGGGGAACAGCGUGAACAAGAGCUACAGCCUGAGAGUGGAGCAGUGGAGUCAAAUCUUCUCCUUGACGAAAGUCAAACAGAAAACAAUGGCUUCCCCAUUAGUGAGGUGGUAGGGGAGGGACCAAAAGAGAAACAGGAUGUGUCAGUCAGAAGCAGGCUAAUGGAGUAGAGAAACUCUUUUCAUGCCACUUCCAUAUGGAAGGGACUUUUUAAUAGCAGGUUAGGAGAACUUACGCAGCAGGUUAAGAUAAUUAAUGCAGCAGGUCAGAGAAAGGAGUAGAGGUCCAAGCAAAAAAAACUUAGAUAUAGAAUAAUUGUUUGAUUAAUUAAUAUAGCUUCUGACCUGACCACAGAAUCACACAUAUCACUCAAUAUGUGAUUAAGUCUGAAAUACCUUUUUGAAAAUAGAUGUUUCAUGGACAUUUAUGUUUGAUAAAACAUGACCAAAGUGAUUCAGUAUUAUACAUACUAUAUAUACUGUUUCAAUGUUUAUGUCAAGGUAAAAAUGUAUGACUUUGUAUGAUUGCUGUAAUGUCAGUAAUUUAAAUGAUUAUGGUCUUGCUAAAGAAAUGUACAUUAUACUGUGAGAUGUACACUAUAUAAAUAUAUACAAAAGUAUGUGCACACCC
Messenger RNA from Oncorhynchus masou masou (cherry salmon), 3736 nucleotides. Its product is annotated as integrin alpha-X-like. Gene Ontology annotation, cellular component: integrin complex; external side of plasma membrane. The record is from RefSeq and is a predicted model, not a curated record. Gene Ontology annotation, biological process: cell-matrix adhesion; cell adhesion mediated by integrin; cell-cell adhesion. Gene Ontology annotation, molecular function: integrin binding. Lineage: Eukaryota; Metazoa; Chordata; Actinopteri; Salmoniformes; Salmonidae.